CACGACGGGAGGCGGCCGCGGCGCGGCAGGAAGCGGAGGCGGCGGCGCAGCGGGAGGCGGCGCUCAAGGCUGCAUACGAGCAGCUGCAGUCGGAGUUGCGCGCUGCCCUGGCCGCGUCCGAAGAGAGCGCCACCACUCUUCGGGCCGAGCUCGAUCAGGCCAACGCCACGUGGCAAGCGGAGCGCGUGCGAAUCCAGGCGGAGCGGGACGAGGCCCUGUCAAAUCAUUGCAGCGGCCUGUCCGGCGGGCGCCACGUGGCGGGGCCAGAUGCAGCGCCUGUCAGGGGAGCUGGCUGCGGUGGAAAUGGAGAGGGAGGAGUUCCGAGAGGCCAUUGACGCCCUGGACGAGCGGCUGACUGAGGCGGGGCGGGCCGAAGAGGCCGAAGCGGCGGCGGAACGGGAAGCAGAAAUGGAGCGCAGCGUCGCGAGAUUACAGUCGGAGGUCGCCGCGCUGAAGCGGGACCUGGAGCAGGCCCGGGGACAGGCGCCGGGGGCCUCUGCCAAGAAGACGAUCGCAGAUCUCCACCGCAGCAUCGACGGCAUCAAGCAAAAGCUUGCACAAGCCGAGAGGGAAAAGGCUGAGAUCGCGGACCAGGUUUACAAGUUGAUGGGUGAGACUGCGGCGGAGCAGCGGCGGUUGCACAAGGAGGCGAUGGCAGAGGCAGCGCGCACCGCCGCCCAGACUGCUGCCAAGCUUAAUACCGACCUGGAGUUCGCAAAAGCCAAGAUGCGAAGCCUGACGAAGAGCCAGGAGAUUCUGGAAGAGGAGAACGUGCGCCUGACAGUGGCGAUGAGUCACAGCGGUUCCGCCCAAAAGUGGCUGGCGCAGGACCAGCGCAUCAGGGACAGGCGGAGGUGGAUCAAAUGCUCAAAAAGGAAGCAAAGAGGGCCAAAGAAGUAUAAAGCACAUCCGCGCCCACCACGCCAACAGUAGAGGACUUGCCAGGCACCACAUGGACUUUGUAAUCUAUUACAGCGCUUCGAACCGAUACUUGACAAACCGAGAUCAAGCAUGAGAGAACAGCGUAAACUAGUCACGGUCGCCUGUUUGAACAGUGAAACAGUGCCUUUGGCUUUAAGAUAACCACGAGAACUGCUGCAAAUACUGACCGGAAUUGCGAACGGGCCCCCGACUGUUUGUCAGCGCGACAGCUAGAUAAAAGCUUAAGCACGAGAAAUUAAUUUCCCGCGCCCGGCAACGGAAGUAUGUUGUGCCCUGUUCAUGUAGUGUAAAAGUUUUGUUUGACGGCACGAAAGAGUAGGAAGGGAAGCGGGAAGUAGUCACAGGCGAAAAGGUUAAGUUCGAAAGAAGGUGAACGUUCUUUUGAACAGAGCGACAAAUAGCAAAAAAAAAAUCCUGAAAUUUGCAGUUAUGGCCACGUUUGCUUUUCUAGACGUAUCACUGACACACCACUGACAGCUCCGUGUGAUCUUACUGAUUUGAGACUGGUAGGGAAUCUCCAAUCUGGCGACCGUCCGGACCGUGGUAAUCUGUAAUCAUGUCAAACCAGCCUUAUAUCAGUGCGGCUUUGCGGGCCCG
Molecule: messenger RNA, 1539 nt
Organism: Klebsormidium nitens
Lineage: Eukaryota; Viridiplantae; Streptophyta; Klebsormidiophyceae; Klebsormidiales; Klebsormidiaceae
Source: the annotation of a GenBank genome assembly